Messenger RNA from Nestor notabilis (Kea), 993 nucleotides. RefSeq names its product PDZ and LIM domain 4 (gene PDLIM4). Gene Ontology annotation, molecular function: muscle alpha-actinin binding; actin binding. The transcript has 7 exons. Lineage: Eukaryota; Metazoa; Chordata; Aves; Psittaciformes; Psittacidae. Gene Ontology annotation, biological process: actin cytoskeleton organization; heart development; muscle structure development. Gene Ontology annotation, cellular component: adherens junction; filamentous actin; stress fiber. The coding region runs from base 1 to 993 and encodes 330 amino acids. The record is from RefSeq and is a predicted model, not a curated record.
AUGUCCCACUCGGUGGUCCUGCGUGGUCCCUCGCCAUGGGGUUUUCGCUUGGUGGGCGGUAAAGACUUCAGUGCUCCGCUGACCAUCUCCAGGAUUAACCCUGGCAGUAAAGCUGCCAUGGCAAACCUGUGCCCAGGAGAUAUCAUUCUGGCAAUUAAUGGGGAGAGCACGGAGAACAUGACACAUCUAGAAGCACAAAACAAGAUCAAAGCAUGCAUGGACCAGCUACUGCUCUCCGUGAACAGAGCUGAAGGGAAGACCUGGGCACCCCCUGUUCUGGAAGAUGGCAAGGCUCAAGCGUACCGGAUCAACAUAGAGCCGGAACCACAGGACAAUGGACCAGCCCAGAGCAGGAGGACAAUGCCCCUUGUGGCUGGUGGCAGCGCCAUGGACAACAAGCAGAUGCUGAAUGUGCAGCACCACCACCCGAACCGGCUCUAUGCCAACAGCAGCUCCGAGUCAGCUCUGCCAAGCCAGCUGAGUGGCCUCCACAUAGCUCCUGCCCACAGCAUUGACCCUGUGAAGUCUCUCCCACGGAACAGAAACGGGAUUGAUGUGGAGUCGGACGUCUACAAGAUGCUUCAGGAUUAUGAAAAGCCCAUUUCAGAGCCUAAGCAGUCCGGAUCCUUCCGGUACUUGCAGGGCAUGUUGGAAGCUGGUGAGAAUGGUGAGAAGCUCGACAAGCUGAGCAACCCCCGAAACAUCAAGUCCCCAGUGUCCAAGCUUGGCGGGGCCAUGUCCGGGCUGCAGAUGCUCCCUGAGUGCACCCGCUGUGGGAAUGGCAUCGUGGGCACGAUUGUCAAAGCUCGGGACAAGCUCUACCACCCCGAGUGCUUCAUGUGUGACGACUGCGGCCUCAACCUGAAGCAGAGGGGGUAUUUCUUCAUCGAAGAGCAGCUGUACUGCGAGACGCACGCCAAGGAGAGGGUUAAGCCCCCCGAGGGAUAUGACGUGGUGGCUGUUUAUCCAAACGCCAAGGUUGAACUUGUCUAA